Molecule: messenger RNA, 1313 nt
Organism: Struthio camelus australis
Lineage: Eukaryota; Metazoa; Chordata; Aves; Struthioniformes; Struthionidae
Source: RefSeq, a predicted model, not a curated record
AUGGCUGGCAGCGGGCGAGCGGACGCCCCGGAAAGGGCCAUCUCGGGGACGGAGGGAGCCUUUUCCCGCGGGAAAUGGCGCGCGGCGCCGGUUCCCGCGUCCGAGAUCACUGAUUUUCUAGCCCUGCUGGUUUUCAGGACCGGCGGUGGCAUGUGGGAGAUCUCCCUUUUUGCUUCCUUCCAGGAGGUGCCACAGGAGCAUUUGAGCUCCCUGAGGAAAGGGCGCGAAGAAGCCAAGGCUGAGAGGGAGAGGCAGAGCGAAGACCUGCUGAAGCAGACAGAAGUGGAGAGGCAGAAGAUUGUGGCCGAGUGCAAGGAGCUCCGGGGCUUCCUGGAAGAGAAGGAGCAGCUCUUGCUGUCCCGCCUGGAGGAGCUCGACAGAGACAUCAUUAAGAGGAGAGAUGAGAGCGUCUCCCAGCUCUCUGAGGAGAUUUCCCAGCUUGAUAAGCUGCUGAGUGAGAGGGGAGGAGAGAACGGCUCGGGAAACCAGUCUGGGCAGGGUGCUGCCACUGCUGGAAGCAGCUUUGAGAGCUGGAUGUUUUGCAAGCCGGAGGCUGGCUUUACAGAGCUGGAGAAGAAACUCAAGAGCUUCUCCCAGAAGAGUGCUGUGCUGAAGGAGGUCUUGCUGGAGUUCAAGGAGAAUCUCCGGUUUGAGCUGGAGAAUGACACAGGCGAUCUCUCUCUGGACCCGGACACGGCCAACCCCUACCUGGUGCUGUCUGAGGACAAGAGGAGCGUCCGCCUCCGGAGCGCCCCCCAGGAGCUGCCGGCCAACCCCAAGCGCUUCGACUACUCCUUCUGCGUGCUGGCAGCUGAGGGUUUCAUAGCUGGGAGGCAUUACUGGGAGGUGGAGGUGGGGGACGGAGACAGCUGGGUGCUGGGGGCAGCCCGCGAGUCGGUGCGGAGGAAGGAGAAAAUCGACUUUGCCCCGGAGGAGGGGAUCUGGGCGGUGGGGCUAAACUGGAAGGGGAAGAACUGGGAUCAGUACCAGGCUUUCACCUCCCCAGAGACGCCCCUGUCCCUGUGUGAGAGGCCCAGGAAGAUUGGGGUGUACCUGGACUACGAAGGCGGGUGGGUGGCGUUCUACAACGCCGAUAACAUGGCUCCCAUCUUCACCUUCACGGCCGCCUUCACCGAAAAGAUCUUCCCUUUCUUCUGGCUCUUCUAUGUGGGCUCCUCGCUCUCCCUUUGCAAUUGACCCAUCCGGUUUCUUUAACCCCCUCCCCAAGGUGACCUGCAAGUAGUGUCUGCUCCUGUCCCCUCUUCCCCUUGCUUUCAGACAAGGUCCUAAAAAAAAAAAACCUCAUCAUCUUC